Uranotaenia lowii is the source of this 782-nucleotide messenger RNA. RefSeq lists its product as uncharacterized. The transcript is spliced from 3 exons. Gene Ontology annotation, cellular component: myosin II complex. NCBI's taxonomy places the organism in Eukaryota, Metazoa, Arthropoda, Insecta, Diptera, Culicidae. The coding region runs from base 269 to 655 and encodes 128 amino acids. The record is from RefSeq and is a predicted model, not a curated record.
AUUUCAAUAAUCAAACCUUCUUUCCUAACUUCUUAAGAAUAAUUGAAAAUUAUUUUCAACUUUCUGUUCAUGGGACUUAUGGUUUUUUGCUAACCUUAAACUGAGUUUUGAGUUAAAAUUCUUGACUGUGCAGCAACACGUAAAUUUCUCCGCACUGCAUUCAUCAAUGGUUCAUUGUUAAGUGGGAUUUCAUUGAGUGAAGUAACAAGUUGGGAAUUGUGCACUUUUUCUCAUGAUUUAUUGAUUUCAGUUCGCAAGUACAGUUAGAAUGGCCCGUUACUUCAAAGAGCAAGAUAUCGAUGAAUUCCGUGAGUGUUUCUAUCUGUUUGCCAGGAGUGGCCACAUCACAACGCUGGACGAGUUGACCGUCAUCAUGCGCUCGCUGGGCCUAUCCCCUACCAUCCAAGAGCUGACCUCGUAUCUCAAGAAAAAAAAUGGUCGCAUGAGUUUUGCGGAUUUUCUGGAGGUCAUGUAUCAGCACUCGCGGGUCGAAAACCUACCAGAGGAAGUGAUGGCGGCCUUCAAAGCCGCCGACAAAAGUGGAAGAGGAACGCUUCCGGCCCGGCAGCUGCGUCACCUGCUGCAAAAUUGGGGUGAAGGGUUGUCCUUUCGGGAGGUGAGUCGGGGUUUGAUUAGGUCGUUAUCUUAUCUGUAGAAUGCAAAAUUCCAUGUACCUGUAUUAUUUAUUGUACACGGUCUCGAUAACUCAAUAUCAUACAGACUGGUUACUUAACCUACGCUUAAAACUAUCCUUACUUAUAUUAAAAUCAAACUACACAUAC